Podarcis lilfordi (Lilford's wall lizard) is the source of this 8710-nucleotide messenger RNA. Lineage: Eukaryota; Metazoa; Chordata; Lepidosauria; Squamata; Lacertidae. The record is from the annotation of a GenBank genome assembly.
GGUCAGACUACUGACUGCUUACUCACAUUUGAACACAUAGUGUACGGUGCUCUGUUACUGAUACAAGAGAGAGACUAAUUACUACCCAGCUUUUCUUACUGCUGGUGCAUAAGUGGGCAAGAGCACAAGGUGAUAGAGGGACAAAUCUCAGGAGAAUGGGAAUAGAGGUGAACACCAAUGGGGAAAACAGGCGUGAUGGGAAAGGUAAGCAAACAAAGAGGCUAGAAAAUAUGGAUGUGGGUAGCAGAAGUAUUCUGAAGGUGUCCAGAUAACCAAACAGACAAGGUCAAAAUGUGGCCUUUGCCCUAAGGCACAGGGCUGAUCCAGGGGUCAGAUCCUUAGGAGGGAACUAAUGGUUUGCUUGAGUGGAUGGAAUUGUGCUUGAAUCUGGGAAACAUCAAUGGUCACAGUGUCCUUGCGGAUCCUCCCACUGUAAGACCCAACAUAGAACAUCUGCCCAACCCAGAUGUACCACAACUCCCACCUGGACCAGCCAACAUGGGCAAUGGUCAGGGUCCAACAAUAUUUGGAAGGCACUACAUUGAGGAAGACACCAAUUUGCAGACAAUCAAGAUUAGCUACAAAAAGUAUAGGGCAGUGCAUUUCUCUGACAAGCUACACUUUCCCUUUUGAUUAUUAUAAUGCCACCUCUUGUCUCCGUGAAAAGGGUCUGCUUUUGUGCCAUAUGUGACAGUUUGAAAAGGACAUUUCAUUCUCAUUCAUCUCUGUCCCUUUCUCUCCAUUAUAGCUUUUUUAAAUCACCUAAAGGAUUCAAGUGGUUGUUCAGCUGUUUGGUGACAACAAAAAUCCGCUGUCUGCACUUUCAUGGAUUAUAGCAUUGCAUAAUCUUUUUCUCUUUUUUUCAAAAGAGAGAGAGAGUUUGCCUAACUGCUCUCUAAUCUUUCUUUGUAUUUAUUCCCACUAAUACUCUCUCUUGGGGUAAAAUUAUGAAAUAGUAUUCAGAAAGAACAUUCCAUUGCUCCUCUUUCUGAAGGGUGCUUUCUGUAUGGAGCACAAAUGCCAAAAGCAAGCAUAGUCUUAAGAACAGCAGAACAGAAAUGAAACAUAUGCAGAGGUUCUCACAUAAACGUUUAAAUUUUAUUUUAUUUGAUUGAUUGAUUAAUUGAUUGAUUGAAUUUAUAUACCACCCUAUACCCAGAGAUCUUGUCUUAAAGAUCUAAGUAUUUUGAAACUACUACUGCAGAAACAUGAACAGGGGACCUGAAUGCAUGACUAUUUGAUUCCUCUCAGUCUACCCAGAUCUUCCUAGAUAGAUUGUGGAGUGAAAUGCACAGGGCAAGGAGUCAACCAGAAUGCAGAUCAUGAUCUACACUCUAAAUCUAAAUCUUUUGGAGAUUUACCAUAGAUUGUCAAGGAUUUCUGACACCCAAUUGUUUAACAAUUGCAAUAACAAACCAACACCUGCUAUCUAAAUUAAGCUCAUGAAGUGAAGGAACCUAAUCAGGAGUAGUCUUUUGUGUGUGAUUUAGCUGAGAUUCCUGCAUUGCAGGGGGUGGGACUAGAUGACCCUCAGGGUCCCUUCCAGCUCUACAAUAAUAUGAUUCUAUGAAUCAGAGCAGCCUGGCACAGUGCUAUUGCAGCAUCUAAUUCCCCUUGCUAAUGUCCCUCACCCACAGAAAUUGUUUGCUUAGGUUCCAGUGAACUGGAUCUGUGACCUUUGAUAUGUGCAUUCUCAAAAUAAACUGGGAGGAGGGGUAAUUCAUAAAAUUCACCCUCUAUUAGUUCAGUUUAGAUUUUUUAAAACAUUGACAGGGGAGGGGAAAGAAGAGCAACUCCUAUGCUUUCAAAGUGUUGGUGCUGACCUUUAAAGCCCUAAAUGGUCUUGACCCAGUAUACUUGAAGGAGCGUCUCCACCCCCAUCAUUGUGCCCAGACACCGAGGUCCCGCUCUGAGAGCCUUCUGGCGGUUCCCUCACUACGAGAAGUGAAGCUACAGGGAACCAGGCAGAGGGCCUUCUCGGUAGUGGCCCCUGCCCUGUGGAACGCCCUCCCAACAGAUGUCAAGGAAAUAAACAACUAUCUGACUUUUAGAAGACACCAGAAGGCAGCCCUGUAUAGGGAGGUUUUUAAUGUUUUAUCUUUUACCGCAGCAUUAUUAUUAUUAUUAUUAUUAUUAUUAUUAUUAUUAUUAUUUUCUGUUGAGAGCCGCCCAGAGAUGUUGGGGAAACCCAACCAGAUGGGUGGAGUAUAAAUAAAAAUUAAUUUAUUAUUAUUAUUAUUAUUAUUAUUAUUACUCAGACCUGACCUGUUUCAGGAUUACCCUUCCACUGGGACAAAAUAAUACAUUUUCAGGUGAAAUAAAUAUAAAACAAAAUACCAUAUUAACUUAUUACAAAGAUUUUUUACAGAAACGUAUGUCAGAACAAAAACUGUAUCUAACAAGCCAAAUUAAAAACAGAGCAAACAUCUAUACAACAAUCCCUGAAACUAAUGAUAGGAGGUGAUCUUAAAAACUCUUUAAAAUAAUAUCUAGAUUGUAGAUGGUCAUGAUAUAGCCACAUAGCUAUACAAUGGAACCUUGGAAGCGGAACACCUUUGAACUCGAACGUUUUGGCUCCCGAACGAUAGAAAACCGGAAGUGAUUGUUCCGAUUUCCAAAUGAUUUUUGGAAGCUGAACAUCCGGCACAGCUUCCACAGCUUCUGAUUGGCUGCAGGACACUCCUGCAGCCAAUCGGAAGCCAUGUUUUCGAACUGUUCCGGGAGUUUAACGGUCUCCCAGAACGGAUUAAAUUUGAAAACCAAGGUAUGACUGUAUAUGAAAGAAUGCACAAAGAUGAGAAAAUAAUCAUCUAGCAGCUUCUGUCAAGUGCAUAAACCACCAUAGUAACACUUACACUGGGGAAGAAUUUUUUUGUUGCAUUGAACACCUGCAGUUGUUCUAACCUAAUUUCGAUGUGCUGAUUUCAUAUCUGAAGUUGGUUUUGUUCUGUAAGCUCUAGUUUUUUUGCAAUUCAUGUUUUUCACUUUUCACCAUAAUCUUUGUUUUUCACAAUGCAAGAAUUCAAUAUUUAAUUAAACAUAUAGCCAAAGUAGUGCAAUAUGAGUAUAAAUGUACGUGACUUAUAAAGCACUGAACAUAACAUGUAUAGCAUUGAAAAUGACAUGUAUAUCUAUGUACAGUUAGAGGUAUGCAAAAAAAUGUAUAUUCCCUUAGGAUACACAGUAUACUGGGGAACAAUUUUUUUCCCAUUUUCUUUUGCAUGAGAUUUUUCAACUGUUCUUAUAUGUUCUUUCAAUGCUGGUUUCAAAUCUGAAAUCGAUUUUUGUGUACAUGCUAUAGUUAUCUUUCAAUUUCCAGCUUUUGCCGAUAUGUCAUAUUUACACUGGGGAUAAGUGGACACUGACACGUUGAUCUACCCUAACCACAUGGUAAUUAUUGUUUUGCAAACUUAAUUUUUCUUUAUUCUUACAGUUUUGUAACCUAAAUAUUUAUAUUUUUCAGAUCGGACCAAGGCUUCUUCAAGCAGACAAAAAUGUGUAAACAAGCCUGAUGCCUUUUGUUAUAUAUGUGGCUGCUACGGACUUCCUCGUCAAAGACACAAUAUGGGGGGGGGGGAGAGAAGUGGGGGGGGGGAAGCAUGCCCAUGGUUUGCUGGAGCAAGAGUGUGAUGAUGCCAGAAUAGGCACAGCAUGUUGACCUAAGCUGUGUGUGCUGAGUUUCAGUUUUCUGGGUCAUAUGGAAAGAUCUGAACCACUUUGGAGGCUGACUUUGAGUAUCCUGCUUUGAAGAAGAGGUACAACAAUGUUUCAUUCUCAGAUUUAUCCAGUAAGCAGGAUGUCCUGAGCUACAUGUAGCCACAUGUCAUUGUUCUAGCUCAUUAUGAAGUAUCCUAACUGUUUCAAUAUCCCAGGCCAGCUGGCCUAAGUGUUUUGGAGUUUAGUGUUAGUCCAGAGUCCUUCUAUUCUAGGUCCCUAAGUGACACAUGAAUGCAUUUGCUCUGAACACAUACUUCACUUAAUUUUACUGAAGGCUAUAAGCCUUAUAACCCUUGAAGCUGUCCCAGAAACUCCAGCGGGUGCAGAAUGCUGCAGCGAGGCUCCUCACAGGGUCUCUGCCAUGGUAGCAUAUUCACCCAGUGCUUUUCCAGCUGUACUGGCUCCCGGUGGAGUACAGGGUCAGAUUUAAGUGCUGCUUUUGACCUUUAAAGUCCUUCACGGCCUAGGACCCUCAUACCUACGGGACUGCCUCUCCUGGUAUGCCCCACGGAGGUCCUUAAGGUCCAUAUAUAGCAACACCCUAGAGGUCCCGGGCCCUAAGGAAGUUAGAUUAGCUUCAACCAGAGCCAGGGCCUUCUCAACACUGGCUCCGGCCUGGUGGAACGCUCUGUCUCAUGAGACCAGGGCCCUGCGGGAUCUGAUUUCUUUCUGCAGGGCCUGUAAGACAGAGUUGUUCCACCUGGCCUUUGGCUUAGAAUCAGUUUGAUUCCCUCCCCCUCUUUCUUUUUCCUUUCUCCUCCUAUGAAGAGACUGCAUCCUAAUGUUUUAAUGUUGUAUCUUAAUCUUUUAAAUUGUAUUUUAAUCAACUUGUUUUUAUUAUUGGUUGUUAGCCGCCCUGAGCCCGGUCUUGGCUGGGGAGGGCGGGGUAUAAAUAAUUUAUUAUUAUUAUUAUUAUUAUUAUUAUUCAUGGCAAAAUUCCUUCAUGUUUAAAGAGUAAAAAAUUUAAGUAGAUCUAACAUAAGGGAACAUGAAAUAAAGCAUAUCAGUUGUUUGUUUUUAAACCCAGACAGCAGCUUGCUACUCAUAAUGGUAUAAGAUAUAAAGUUCCCUAAAAUGUUGUUAGGAGACUAGCUCUGCCCCAGCUCCUGCCAACCUAGCAGUUCAAAAGCAUGCCAGUGCAGUAGAUAAAUAGGUACCGCUGUGGCGGGAAGGUAAACAGCAUUUCUGUGCACUCUGGUUACCGUCCUGUUGUGCUAGAAGUAGUUUAGUCAUGCUGGCCACAUGACCUGGAAAGCUGUCUGUGGACAAACACUGGUUCCCUCAGACUGAAAGCAAGAUGAGCACCACAACCCCAUAGUCGCCUUUGACUGGACUUAACUGUCCAGGGGUCCUUUACCUUUACCUUUUUUAUUACAACAUGGGCUCCCUCAUUAUGGGCAGUGGUGGUCUCUCAGGACAUUGUGGCGUCCUGAGAGACGGCAAAAUUUGAUUACCACCCCCCAUGGGUGUAGCCAGGAUUUUUGUUGGGGGGGCAGUCUUUUGUUAGGGGGGGCAGAACCUCAGAUUUGUAUUGGGUUUUUAUUAAGGGGGCAGCUGGCCCCCAGCCAUGCCCAUGCCCCCCCACUCCAGAUUUGCUUGGGGUUUACUCAUUUGCCUUUUCCUCAAGGCAGUGGGCAUAUACCCACUGCCUUGAGGAAAAGGCAAAUGAGUAAACCCCAAGCAAAUCUGGAGUGGAGUCCCUGAAACGGUUGAGUGGUGCCUAGUAUGCCUCCUUCCGGCAACGGCUGCAGCCAAGCUGGUGUCAAAUGUAUUGUUUUGCUUUCAUUUUGACCACAUCAGUGCAGCCUAGAGGAGGAUGGGUCUUGUCACUUGGGCAGCCCAGGGCCUCCAUACAUGCUGUUCUGGCUUGUGCCUUAGAGAGGACACAACACAGGAGGCAUCAGUUACAAGUUACCCGUGUCUGCAGCCGCAUAAGGCACUGUGAUUCUCCAGCGGUUUGACUUCAUAUCCAGAGGCACACUCCAUUGUCUCUCAAGACAGAUGGAUGCCAACAACAACCUAUUUUUAUUAUUAUUAUUUGUUUGUUGUUGUUGUUGUUGUUGUUGUUGUUGUUGUUGUUUUGCGCCCCUUGGCUCGGUGCCCUGUGUGGGGAAACUGCUCACACUGCCCUAGAUCUGGCACUACCUAUGGGUAUGAUUUCCCCUUUACUUAGAUGGUUGGCUUUAACCAGAGUUCAGCUUGAUAGGUGUGCAUUGACAUUAACCGUGUUGUCCCAAUAUUGGUUCUUAAGCAGGCUUUGCAAAGCUGCUUCAGAAAUUGCACUCACAAACUCUGGGGGGUUACAAGGACAAUAUUGGAUAGCACCACUGCAAAGUUAACCGUGUCCCUUCUCUAAAGCAUGCGCCCACACAGGGGUGGCCUGUCUCAUUUCACCACCUGAGGCAAAAUGGGAAGGUGCCACUUCUCCCUGCCCAAGCCUCACUUACCAGGGUUAUGCAGCAGGGUCUUCUGGUGAGAUCUGGCGAGAGUUCAGUGAGAUCUCACAAGAUCUUGUGGAAGCAGCAGCCACGCUGUGUGGCCCUGGCGGUGGCAGCAGUAGCAGGUAGGGUGCCCACGGAGGCACCACCCCAUUGGAUUCUGCCUCCCGACGUGGGAAGCUGGUCCUGAGUCCAGCAAACAUUCUUCAUUUCCUACCUAACUUUAAGAGACUGGGAAUAUGUUUGCUUUAGACCCCUGAGCUACAGGAUGUGCAUAGACAGGAGGCCUGGGCAGAGAAUUGUGCAGGAUUUUAUCUUUUUCCACCGGGAUUUGAGAAUACAGCAUAACAAAAGAAAUAGAAACCUGUCAGCUGAAAUCUGUUUUGUAGGUCACAGGCUUUUUCAGGCCCUUUAUAAGCCUACAAUGAACCUCGUACACUGAAGAUGCUUUCUCAUAAUACUUGCUAGUAUUAUUCCCUUUGUCUCAAGCAAUUAGCUGUGUCAGUGCAACUACUCCAUGCUUUACACAACUUAAUAAAACUUAAUAAAAGCGGUUUGCUGCUGGUGGCAAAGUCAUGCCUCAGCAUGACCACUGGAUGGCAGAAGCACACAAUUCUUUAAGCCACAUAAAGAUUGAAAGGAAAGAGCAAGUUUUGUGGCCACUUCUAACAUCUGCAGCUAUGGAAUCAGCAAAACAGAAUUAGACCGAUCCUCAAGCUAGUGAAUACAACAUUAAUGUUAUGAAGCUCAUAAUUAUUAUUGUAUGUCAGUGUUACUACUACAAAACUAGAUGCUACAAAAAAAAAAAGCUGCUAAAAAUUCUGUGCUCAGUGAAUAAAAUUAUCUCCCCCGCCCCUCAACAUUGUUCUCUCUUUAACAGCAACCUAACAGAGAAAUUUUCUGGGACGCGGAUGGCACUGUGUUCUAAACCACAGAGCCUAGGGCUUGCCGAUCAGAAGGUCAGCGGUUUGAAUCCCUGUGACGGGGUGAGCUCCUGUUGCUCGGUCCCUGCUGCUGCCAACCGAGCAGUUCGAAAGCACGUCAAAGUACAAGUAGAUAAAUAGGUACCGCUCCGGCGGGAAGGUAAAUGGCAUUUCUGUGUGCUGCUCUGGUUCACCAGAAGUGGCUUAGUCAUGCUGGCCACAUGACCUGGAAGCUGUACGCUGGCUCCCUCGGCCAGUAAAGCAAGAUGAGUGCCGCAACCCCAGAGUCGUCCGCGACUGGACCUAACGGUCAGGGGUCCCUUUACCUUUACUAACAGAGAAAUUUAGCAGGUGAAACAGAUAUAUAAAGUGAUGGGGAUGGGGUGGGGGGAAGAGAUUCACCUACUAAAGUUCAAGAUACAGAGCCAGUUUGACCAUGGGGCACACUAUGUGUCUGCCUAGGGAAGCUAAAUUUUUAGUGCAGCCACAUCUGAAGGGCAAUAAAAUUCAAAAGGCAUCAAACAAUGGUGCUGGUGGUGCAAGGAGGAGUCAGCAACGGCCAGUUCCAGCAGUCUGCAUUUUCCAGAAUGCAGAGUCAAUGACACCAUUCUAUCCCAAUGGAACAAAACCUCCUAAAUGGGUCUUUCUUAGAGACACAGUGGCGCCUGCUUCAGAGCUCCCCUGAGAGCCAAAGAGGCCUGCCGCAGUGGUGGUGAUGGAGCUGGUGUGGAACCGGUUACCAUUUUCCAACAUGCUGCCAUACCAAGAUAUUGUUGGGGCACAGCAGGGAGGCAAUGGUUUUGAUGGAAGUUGUACUCUGAAAUCUCUUGAAGGCAAGCUUCUUGGAAGUACCUGAGAAAUUCCUCUGAUAACAGCAACAAACCUCCAAGUAUCAACAUGAAGAAUCAUAAUGGGCAGCAAACUGAUUUCCUAAUCAGUUUCCCCCCCUCUCCUUUCUUGCAGAGGAAGCCUAUUCCCUUUUCCAGAUGAAGAAAGGAUGCUUAGGUUUGUCCCUCACAAGGGCACUCAGUGGAGAAGGUUUCGGCUGCAUGGAGCCUGAUCCUGCCUUUUUCUUGCUUGUGUGAAGCAUGGACAGCUCACUAGACUGGUUGUCUUGCAAAACCUCUGGAACUCAGUGAGACUUGCUUAUAUGUGCUUAGGCAGGUGCAGCCAGUGAUCACGGUCUGGUUAGUCUAGCAGACCUUUUGAGGGGCAGAGGAGACAGCUGUGAGCCACCCCUGCAGGAGAGGAGGCCAUCCCUCAUACAGGCUCUCUGUUUACACCAGGGCCAGCUACAGCUUCUCUCCCUUUGCUUCGGUGUUGGGAAUAUUGCGCAACACCCCCCCCCCUCAAGUUGCCACCAGUCUGCCUCGGUUUGUGUUUUUUUGGAGGGAGGGGGCAGACUCAGUACCUUUCUCUCAGUGCCAAUUACAAGUCAUCAAGAACGCAGUACCAGUAGCCAGCAUCUUGCAAACCCACACACAAUUAAGAAAAACGCUGUUUACUUACCCAGCCAACUUCUGUUUAAAUACACUGAAACGAACACUGGAGGGACUGUGAAGAAAUCUACCACCGAGUUUACUUCCAGCCAGAACCAUAGCUUGUCGUUGGCUGCUAUGAACUGGGGAGGGA